AUGCUGACAUUGAAGAACAUCGCCCUCGCUGAACAGGAGCUACGCAUCCAGGCUCUGGAGGCCUCCUCCUUUGACGGUGUCCUGCUGUGGCGUAUCAUCGAGUACAAUCGCCGUCGUCAGGAUGCCGUCUCCGGCAAGACAACAUCCUUCUACUCCCCGGUCUUCUACACCAGCCGACACGGCUACAAGAUGUCAGCCAUGUACCUGAACGGCGACGGUAUGGGGAAGCACACCCACAUGUCGCUGUUCUUCGUGGUCAUGCGGGGGCGCCAUGACGCCCUCCUGCCGUGGCCCUUUCCAGCAGAAGGUCCCUUCAUGCUCCUGGAUCAGAACAAGCGGGAUCACAUUGUGGAUGCCUUCCGUCCGGAUCCUACCAGCAACUCCUUCAAAACAAGCAGCGACAUGAACAUCGCCUCCGGAUGCCCACUCUUUGUGACCCAGGAGCUGCUGAUGGCCAGCAACAGCUACGUCAAGGACGACACAAUGUUCAUCAAGGUUGUUGUUGAUACAACUGGUCUUGAAAAGCUGUGA
Molecule: messenger RNA, 531 nt
Organism: Strongylocentrotus purpuratus (purple sea urchin)
Lineage: Eukaryota; Metazoa; Echinodermata; Echinoidea; Camarodonta; Strongylocentrotidae
Product: TNF receptor-associated factor 2-like
Biological process (GO): protein K63-linked ubiquitination; regulation of canonical NF-kappaB signal transduction; positive regulation of JNK cascade
Cellular component (GO): plasma membrane signaling receptor complex
Molecular function (GO): protein binding
Source: RefSeq, a predicted model, not a curated record